Molecule: messenger RNA, 987 nt
Organism: Amphibalanus amphitrite
Lineage: Eukaryota; Metazoa; Arthropoda; Thecostraca; Balanomorpha; Balanidae
Exons: 4
Source: RefSeq, a predicted model, not a curated record
GCGUCCAGUACACAGCCUUGGUGUACGCCUUCAACAAGAAAGGCGCCAGCCCGCGGGUGCGCAUCACAGUGGCUACCCAGAUGGCAGCCGAGCAGAGGACCGGAAAGUCGACACAAGGCUCGAUGGCGGAGCGCCGGCCCGGGGUCGACUGGACGCCGCUGGUGGGCGUCAUCGCCGGCGCGUCACUGGCCGUGCUAGCCUGUGUGCUGGCCGUCAUCGCGAUGGUCCGGCGCCGCUCCAGCAGACCGGCCAAGUCGCCGGCCAAGUCGGCCGCCGGUCUGUCAGAGUGCGACGAAAACAAUCCAGACGUGGUUCCGUCACUAUCAGACGGCUGCUCGAGGGGAGACCCGAUGGAAGAGCCCCGGCUGACAGUCGUCAGGGACAACUGCCACACCGAGCUUUACAGCCCGCACCCGCUCAACCACGUCAACUUUGCAACGUUUCAGAGCGGUAGUCUGGGCCGGCCAAUCCACCCCGGCAUGCCACUACCAGCAGCCACUACAGUGACGGACCCUUUCGGCUCCGAUCGGGAAAGUGUAGUGUAGUAGUGCAUUGUGUCGCGAACGGCGGACGAGGGCGCUGUCGCCGCGGCAAAGCGACGGGACGAAAGCUGGCUGCGCCGGUGGCGGAAUAUCGAAGAGCACGGUAACGGCAGACGAGAAGACACCCAGCGAGCUAUGUGGGCCGCUCCGGACGCUGGGAAGAAACUGACCAGUGGAUGCUGGUUGGGAUGGCCGAACACCAAACCUUCGCUGGCCUCUGAGACAGCGAAGGAUAAUCAGCUCUUGUCCAGGGCCAGGAACAAACGUAAGGUGCGAGUGGAAGGUCGCAAAGUCGCAGUGCGUACAUGGUCGAUGUCGCAAAUUGGUGUUUUCACUUUGAUGUUUUAACUACCAACGUGACUCGUUAAAACUUAAAAACGAUCUCCGUGCGAAGUAUUCAUUUUACAUGUCAACUUCAAAACGUUACCGUGUACAGGGUGACACA